GGGCAGCACAUCUCCCCCGCCGCUGCGAAGACGAGAAGAAGAGAGCGGAUAUCCGGUGAAGAAGAAGAAGCAUCCGGAAGUUGGACUGUUUUUGACUAUUUCUGACGAAGGAUGCCUUUCUGUUUCUGCCCCCAGUGUGGGACGAAGCUGCAGUCUGAUUUCAAGUUUUGUCCAUCCUGUGGAGAGAAGCUUCCCUGUCCCGCUGAUGAACCUGGAGCUGUGCGCUCAGCUGCUUCUUUAAGCACAAGCUGUGAGCCCACAGAAGGCAAGGCCCAAGCAAGUUUCUCAACAGCCCCAGUAUCAACUCGUCCUGCACUGCGAAAGAAUCGUAACUUGCUGCAACUGGACAGUUUUAAAGAUGCCACUCCACCUGUGGUGCCCUCCCCUAAUCCUGUCAGAGAUGGCAAGAAUGAAGAUAAUGUCGUUAGAUUGCACACAUCCUCACCAAAGCAGCAUAAAGUCACUUUCAAAGUCAACGCUGAGGUAGAACCAACUUUAAAGACUUCACCUUCUCCUGCUGUUAGAAGUCCUCGGCUGGUCAGGGGAAAGGCAAAACUCUCCAGUCCUGCUUUGAAGCAGGUUAAAACACGUGAGGAAGCAGAGGGAUCAACAGUCAGCGGCUCCCCUUUAAAUUCUCCAGUCUCCUCACCAGUCUCCAGGUCUCCUUUAAAAGGAACAGGAAAAAGCAGAGCUAAGAAGGCAAAGCAUGCGCCCGCUGUGAAGCCACUAGAGGAAGGCGAGGAAGUGACAGACACAACGGGCAAGAAGUGGAAACUGAUGAAACUGCUCAAUCAAACCUCGACGGAAAUCAUCUACGAAGUUUCUCAAACAGCUUCACGAUCCAAGGAGUCGAUUUACAUUCUCAAACUGGGACCUAAAGAUGGAAAAAUCUUCAAUGAGCAGAACUUUCUGCAGAGAGCUGCUAAACCUGCAUCUGUGGACAAGUGGAUCAAACAAAACAAGAUGGAUUUUCUGGGGAUUCCUUCCUGUGUUGGCUUUGGUCCUCAUGCAGAUUCCUACAGGUUUCUAAUUGUCCCCAACAUGGGCCAAUCUCUGCAGUCUGUCAUUGAUGAAGAUGAUGGUCUGGCUGAGAAAGCUGUUCUUCAGCUCGCCUGUAGACUAUUAGAUGUUCUGCAGUACAUCCAUUCAAACGAAUACGUUCAUGCUGAUAUUAACGCAGAAAACAUCUACAUCCGACCAGGACAGACAUCACAGGUUUACCUCGGGGGAUACUGCCAUGCUUUCAGGUACUGUCCAGGGGGCCAACACGUGGAGUACCGUGAAGCAAGCAGGACGCCACAUGAGGGCAACAUAGAGUUCAUCAGCCUGGACGCACAUAAAGGAGCAGCGCCGUCUCGACGCAGCGACCUGCAGUCACUGGGUUACUGCAUGCUGCGAUGGCACACAGGUCCACUGCCAUGGAGUGACCUCAGUCAACCAGAGCAGGUUGCCACCCACAAAGAGAGGUACAUGGAUGAUGUUCCUGCACUGUUAAGUCACUGCUUUGGGAGGACGAGAGUUUCCAGUGCAUUUCAAAGCUUCCUGACUGCAGUGAUGGAUCUGCAGUACUCUGAGCAGCCUGACUACUCAGCGCUGAAGGCCGGGUUCAGUACAGCCUUACUGCAUAUGGGGGGGUCACAGGAGCAGCCACUUUGUUUUUAAGCCGCCGUCCCUGACAGUCGAGACAGUGGCGUCCAAAUCCUUCCAUUAGAGCUGUUCAUGUUUCUUGUGUGUAAGUGUGGACAUUUUAGAGAGUAGCCACUGGUCCUGUGUACAAAAUCACCUUCAUUUCAUCUUGAUGACAUAAUGGUUGGAUAAUCUGAAAACCCCUUUUUCCGGUGCCUUUGUUCUAAGCAGGAAGUUUACUUGAAGUCAGUGGAAGCUGUUAUAACUUUGAUUGUUUUGUUUUUUAAAUUUUGAUGUGAUAGAUUUUUAAGAGAAUUUUAUGAGAGAAUUAAUCCCUGAAGCUAAGUUGCAUUAGUGUGAGCCAUUUUCAAAACUCACCAGAGGUUCUGUCCUUCUUUCAGUUUGUUGAUUUGGGAAACAUAACUCUCAAUACUUAAACUAAUUUUUAAAUUUCAAAUGUAUUCUUGCAUUUUUUUUCAGUCAACUUCUGAACUGCUCACUGACCCCUUCUGUGACUGUGUUGUUCAGGCUGCUGAACCAGAUUUUCCAGAUAAAAUGAUGCCUGAAAGUAACAGAGCAGUUAAACAAGCAAGAUUCACGUGUGAAUGACUCACAUGCAGUAAGAGCUGUGUUCCUGAUCUACUUAUGGAUCUAUGCAGCUACUGAGUCAUACAUAUACAAAAAGAGGAUAAAAUGAUAAGAUCAUUUGAGAUGGCUAAAUAUAUUGUUAAGGACAAUUCAGCAAUCAAGCAAAAGCAGGAGUAUCUCUGUAGCAAAUUCUGUGUGACAGUAUCCGUUUUUAAAUAUGUCUACAUGUUUUAUUUGAGAGAAAUUGAAAGAAAGUUUGGAGAUUUUUUAUUUAAACUUGUUUUAUCUGUGAUGUUUUAUUGCACUGAAAGCUGAGUGAUAGAUUUUAAUAUGUGAAAAUGACAUGUCUGCUUUAUCAUGUUAAACCUUCAUGUUUUGGUUCCUCAGAUAUGUUGCACUGGGUUUCAGUAUUGCAACGGAAAAGGUGGAGGGAUUCAAGUUCCUGGUUUCUAAAGGACACAUUUUGGUGACAUUGACACUUUUUUAGAUCUUUUCGCAUCAUAUUCUGGUUUUAUAGUUUUUAAACAUUUCCUCGUUAAAAACAGUCGAUACAUUGACUUUUCUAACCUGUGAAUAUAAGGGUCAGGGCGGGAUGAUCGUAAUGUUCUGUCCUUAAGAUGAGCCAACACACAACUGCUUGACUCACUUUUCAGUACUUUUACUUGAAUAAAGUGGCUGCAUUUCUUUUUCAAACCA
Messenger RNA from Paralichthys olivaceus (Japanese flounder), 2910 nucleotides. It is a transcript of the gene vrk3, whose product is annotated as VRK serine/threonine kinase 3. Gene Ontology annotation, molecular function: ATP binding; protein serine/threonine kinase activity. The record is from RefSeq and is a predicted model, not a curated record. Gene Ontology annotation, biological process: signal transduction; peptidyl-serine phosphorylation. Lineage: Eukaryota; Metazoa; Chordata; Actinopteri; Pleuronectiformes; Paralichthyidae. Gene Ontology annotation, cellular component: cytoplasm; nucleus.